AUGUUUGCCCUCACAAUUCUCGCUGUUUCUCUCGCGUCUUCGCUUCCCGGUUCAAGUUUUGUCAACGCUGUUGCUAUUCCUGUUCGUCGGUCGGCUCGCCAUGUCCCGAUGCCACUGCUGCAACGAAACUCGGGUGGACAGAAGGUUCUGAAGAUGAAGAAGCGCUCGUCGCCAGAUGGUAUUCCUGGUCAUAUCGACAUUACGUCGAUGUCCAAUGGAGUGGAGACGAAGAAAGGCUAUUUGCUCGCCAACACAACGCAAGAACCCUACACACUCGACGCUUCCCCAACCGAGUUUACUCAGCUCUGGCUAUUCCCUUCUGACGAAAAUCACGCUUCCAUCCAUCUGCCUCUCAACAACUCUACGCUGUGUGCCUGCUACGAUCCUCAUCCAGUCGCCCCAGAACCGCUUACCCUUCGCGACUGUGACUUGUGUUCCUCUGAUGGCAGCACCGUCUUUGCUUGGAAUCGCACAAGCGGCGUCGUAGCUCCCAUCUUCCAGCAAAACGACACUGCACCAGCUCCUCCGCCUCUGGAUCGGAGACAGACACAAGAACCCCCGAUGAGCGUCACUCUCAAGUUUAGACCCGACACUGCAGAAACCAAGGCAGCCCAGGCAGCGACUGUGCCAUCAAGCUCUUUGGAUGCUACGACUACGACAACCACCGUCACCGUCUACACAUCUUUGUCAUCGCCAUCGCCAUCGCCAAUGCUCGCUCAAGCAGAAGAGCCUACGACAACAAUCACAACCACGGUCACACUUUCUGCCAGCCAGUCGACGCCAUCUGCCAGUGCCCUCGCCACUGAAGAGCUUGCAGUCGCAUCAACCACCAGUGAUGGCAUCAGCACCGCUUCGUCUAGUACAGCUCCGUCACUCGCCUUCCUUGCAGCAGCACCAGCAGCAACUUCAAGUUUCCCGUCAAUACUCGGCAGCUCGUCGUCGCUAGUCAGCAGCGCAUCGUCAUCUGCUUCUUCUUCUUCUUCCACCCAAUCAUCGGAUCCAUCGAUCGCCACCCCAGGAGUUCAACCAGAGCAGGCAGAGGCAGUCUUGGUCGGCGGAGUCGCGCCGAGAGCUAGAGGAUCAGAGGCUUACGCACCCUGGUGGUGA
Molecule: messenger RNA, 1107 nt
Organism: Mycena indigotica
Lineage: Eukaryota; Fungi; Basidiomycota; Agaricomycetes; Agaricales; Mycenaceae
Exons: 5
Coding region: 1-1107 (368 amino acids)
Source: RefSeq, a predicted model, not a curated record